Molecule: messenger RNA, 513 nt
Organism: Leptosia nina
Lineage: Eukaryota; Metazoa; Arthropoda; Insecta; Lepidoptera; Pieridae
Source: the annotation of a GenBank genome assembly
AUGGCUCUGGGAGGGUCAACAUUUCUACAAAAUACAACGAUGUUAGAGCAGUUGCUUGAAGAGAUCAACUUUCAGCGAACAAAAGAGAUGCGGCAAUUGAUGAAAGACGAUUCUGGCUUCGUAGUGCUUCAGGGUACAACUUAUUGGACAGAUUUGUUUGUGCGCCAUUUUUUGUUUCAAGAGGAACAAUCAAUAGAUUGUGAUGAUUUGCUGUUUUUUGUUCGCAAGAGACACCUGAAGGGAUCCCCUAGGUAUCUUCCCAAAUACGAAACCGACGUGGAGGUGUUCCGGAAGGACUCUAAGAAACUGCCAAUUGGCGACCCGGAGAUCGAUUGGGAGGAGACCGUCUACCUAAACCUGAUCGUCCAUCAGUUCGACUACACGCUCACUUUAGCCAUCUGCACGCGAACCAGCCCCAAAGAGUUGCAGGUGCUGAAGCGGCAUUCGCAAAAGGUGAGCGUCAUACUCGUUCAGGUGGGGGAGGCGACGGCGGGCGCGCGCGUCACUAGCUGA